CAGUAGAUACAAAUCUAAUGGUUUCCUUGUCUGCGCUGCUCUAUGCUUUGCUUUAUGCUGGACCUUGGACUGUUUUCCUUGUAUUUCUGAAUGUUUGCUGCCUGCCCUAACCUUUGCCCAUUUUUUGAUUGCUCUUUUUGUUUUGGCCUUAUUGAUGAUGUUUGCUGGACUUUGACCUUGCCUGCGUUGACUGUGCUCUUUUAUAAUAAAGCCUGCAAGUGGAUCUCCAACUCCACUGUCACUCUCCCACCGUAAGAGCAAUUAGUGUUUAUUCAACACCAAAACCAUUUGAAAUUCUAAAAGAAAAUCUAAGAAAAAACUUGGAAAAUGUACAGAGAAGGUGGUAACAGCACUGAUACUAUCUACGUAAAUGACGUUAUAAGAGGUAAAAUUGGAAAAGACUCAACACACAGAAGAUCAUCUGAACUCACAGGAAGUGAUUCAGUGAGGAUCAGAAACUACAGAGCAGCUGUAGUGUGUUUGGUGCUGCUGUGUGUUCUUCUGCUGACUGCAGUCAUAGUGCUGUGUGUCACACUCACUCAAGAGAGACAACAGUUCAUAUCCAAGAAUGAAAACCUGACCAAUGAGAGAGAACAGCUAAUGCUCAAGAUCACAAACCUGACCAAUGAGAGAGAACAGCUAAUGCUCAAGAACACAAACCUGACCAUUGAGACAGAACAGCUAAGAAGUGAACUUCAGAUUUGUGUUGGAUGGACUUGCUAUCAAUCCAGUUUUUACUUCAUGUCUACAGAGAAGAAGAACUGGACUGAGAGCAGAAGAUACUGUAAAGAGAGAGGAGCAGAUCUGAUCAUCAUAAACAACAGAGAGGAAAAAGAUUUUGUUCACAACAAGUCUGGUAAUGCUGUAUUUUAUAUUGGUCUGACUGACACUGAUGCAGAAGGCACAUGGAAAUGGGUUGAUAACAGCACACUGACCUCUAGGUUCAGCUUCUGGGCGUCCCAUGGACAAAUAAAAGAGCCAAAUGGAGGACAAGGCAUUGUAGACGAGGACUGUGUUGUGACUGUAGCUGUGCCUAAACUGCCAGAGUGGGCUAAUUUAGUAGGAUGGCUUGAUGUUGCAUGUAAUGUACAAUUUCAAUGGAUCUGUGAGAAGAGGGUUUCACAGUUCAUUCUGCCAUAGGAACAUCACACACCUUUCUGACAAGUUCAACAAUACAAAACUUUCGUAAUAAUUGAUUAACAUUUAAAACUGUUUCUUAACCUUGCUCCUGGAGGACACCCACAGCUGCACAUUUUGAAUGUCUCCUUUUGUCAGACUCCCAUUUCAUGUCCAUAAUACAUAAUGUGCAAAACGGGACUCCAGAAGUGCU
Messenger RNA from Cyprinus carpio (common carp), 1330 nucleotides. RefSeq names its product CD209 antigen-like protein E. The coding region runs from base 328 to 1140 and encodes 270 amino acids. Lineage: Eukaryota; Metazoa; Chordata; Actinopteri; Cypriniformes; Cyprinidae. Gene Ontology annotation, molecular function: fucose binding; D-mannose binding. Gene Ontology annotation, biological process: biological process involved in interspecies interaction between organisms. Gene Ontology annotation, cellular component: external side of plasma membrane. The record is from RefSeq and is a predicted model, not a curated record. The transcript is spliced from 5 exons.